Molecule: messenger RNA, 2519 nt
Organism: Anguilla anguilla (European eel)
Lineage: Eukaryota; Metazoa; Chordata; Actinopteri; Anguilliformes; Anguillidae
Gene: ptgr2
Product: prostaglandin reductase 2
Exons: 8
Coding region: 1386-2264 (292 amino acids)
Biological process (GO): prostaglandin metabolic process
Molecular function (GO): 15-oxoprostaglandin 13-reductase [NAD(P)+] activity
Source: RefSeq, a predicted model, not a curated record
CGCCGUCUGUGACUAGCUAGGUGCAUUAUGUUUUAGAGAGAGAGAGAAGCUGCAGUCCAGCAGCUCUAUCGCUUGCUAAUGACGCUAUUCUUUGUGUCAGCAGUGCGCGUGAAGGCAGGGAAUCCCGAAGGCAUUGUCUUUGGAGUGGGUGCUGUCUGUUUGUCUUUUUUGACAUUCUAAACAGCUAGUCAUCAAAAAUGGCAGUGGGGUGGGCUUUGUUCGCAUCUUCCUAUUGUAGGGUUGGUAAAAAGUGAAAACCAAACAUUGCUGCUUAUAAAAGGUUUUUUCCCCCCUCUAGCAAGCGCUAAGCUGGCGUUUUGCGGCAGACUAGUGAUGCGUGGGAGGAGCUGAAGACCAUGAUUAUUGCUUAAUGGCUUCUCAAGUGAUAUUUGUGUUGAAAAUAUGCUUUCUGCACUAUUCCAUUUGUUCAUCAAAUAAGUUACAUUUGUGACUGAAUGUUCAGCGUUCUCUUCAAUAAUUUCACUGAUAAUAGUCAUCUUACAGACACACUCCUGUUUGUGAUGCGUACAUUCCCGUGAGACUGAUAUUGAGGAACACGAAAGCAAUGACUCGCGAAUGUAAAAAGUAAUACUUUUUCAAAUAAAUUCAAGGUCCCUUAAAUACACAUUUUAUUUUUUCCUUAUCCAGGUUUAAACAUACCUCUCCAUAUGGCCAAGAACUCAUGGGAUAUGUGAAUUCUCUGAAUAAUUUGCAGUGUCGCUAACAUGUAUGGAGAAGGACUGUUUGCUCACCACAAACAUAUUCAAUAGGACAGUGGUUUUCAACCCUGGUCCUGGAGUACACCUGUGUAUGCUGGUUUUUUUGUGCCCAGCUAAUUUUCUCUUUAAUUAAGGUGAUUGAAAGUGUGGUCCUUAAAACAGACUUGUUGGUUUUGGUCAUUAUUACCAUUUGCUUUGUCCUUGAACUCUUAAUUUUCUGCAUAUGGUUUUGUGUCAACGACCAGGUGUGCACAUCCAGCAUCGAAGACGUAAUUAAUUUCAGCGCUUGCCUUUUCAGUUAAUUAAUAGGUGCAAAGUGAAACCUCUUCCCAAACCAGUCAUUUACCGUGGCACUUAACAGAGUGGAAGCAUUAGUUGUCUAAAAAUGGACCUGACUUGGCUGACUGUCCUUUUUAAUUAAUACUGAACAUUAAAGCUUUUUUUUUAAUCAUGAAUGUAUUACUAAUGUGUCAUUGAGCAAUCAUCCCCCCCCCCCCCCCCCCAUUAGACCUUAAAAGUCUAAUUAAAAACAAUUAGCAACUCUUCGUGGUUCAGGAGUUGCAACAAAGAUUUGGGGGGAAAAAAAACCCCGGCAUACACACAGGGUACUCCAGGACCAGUGUUGAAAACCAGUGUCGUGGGAAUUCUCAUUUGCAGCGGUGCCGUAUGAACGAUGACACGGGAACAGACUAUAUAUCGCCCUGGGCGCUGUCGGAGUGCGUGGACGGCGGCGGCGUGGGUGUGGUCGAAUCCAGUUGCCAUGACGCCUUCUCCGAGGGGGAUACGGCGACGUCGUUCUCCUGGCGUUGGCAGACUCACAACGUGGUGGAGGGCGGCCGGCUGCAGAAGCUGGACCCUGAGCUGGUGAAUGGUCGCCUUUCCUACUUCCUGGGAGCUGUGGGCAUGCCGGGUCUCACCGCCUUAUUAGGGGUGAGGGAAAAAGGUCACGUGAAAGCUGGGGCCAAUCAGACGAUGGUGGUCAGUGGAGCAGCAGGGGCUUGUGGGUCGCUGGCUGGACAGAUUGGCCGGCUGGACGGCUGCACCAGGGUGGUGGGGAUCUGCGGGUCGGAGAGGAAGUGCCAGGUCCUGGUGUCGGAGCUGGGCUUCACCUCGGCCGUCAACUACCGCCACGGGGACGUCUCCGCCGCGCUGAGGGAGAGCUGCCCCGAUGGCGUGGACGUCUACUUCGACAACGUGGGGGGUCCCGUCAGCGACGCGGUCAUCGCACAGAUGAACAAAGAUGGCCAUGUGAUCCUCUGUGGACAGAUUUCCCAGUACAAUAAGGACGUGCCCUAUCCACCGCCCCUCAAGAAAGAGACGCAAGAAGCCCUGCUCCGCAAUAAUAUCACCAGGGAAAGGUUUAUGGUGCUGAACUACAUGGAGAAGCAUGAGGCCGGGCUUCUGCAGCUGAGCCAGUGGGUGAAAGCAGGACAGCUCAAAGUGUUGGAGACCAUCACGAACGGAAUAGAGAACAUGGGAGUGGCAUUUUGCUCCAUGAUGACGGGGGGUAAUGUUGGGAAACAGAUUGUGAAGAUUUCGGACUGAACUGACACCCUGUCCCUGAACCUGCAAUCUCCAACAGCGAGCGCCAACUAUAUCAGGGGUGCACAACUCCGGUCCAGGAGGGCUGGUCUGGGUGCUGGUUUUUGUUCCGACCAGUUACCUUCGUUUUAGUUUUCUGACAACUCUAUGAACUACGUUAAUUCACUCCUGCACUUGAGCACAGUAAAAUCUUUAGGAUACACUUGCAGUCUGCAGCUGUAAGUUGUAAGCUGGUGCAAAUGUCAGGUCAAGAUAUCA